Exophiala viscosa is the source of this 1127-nucleotide messenger RNA. RefSeq lists its product as uncharacterized. The transcript has 2 exons. Gene Ontology annotation, molecular function: protein binding. NCBI's taxonomy places the organism in Eukaryota, Fungi, Ascomycota, Eurotiomycetes, Chaetothyriales, Herpotrichiellaceae. The coding region runs from base 213 to 938 and encodes 241 amino acids. The record is from RefSeq and is a predicted model, not a curated record.
CAUACACAAUUCUCUUGCAAUAUCUUGUUCCUAUAUGAUUUACUAGUAAUCAUGCGGCCGAUGCCUGAGAGGUAAUCGACAAGUUCAGCUAAUAAUCCGAGUACGUUCUUGCGUUAACGGGACCUUCUGCAUAUUAGGAGCGCAUCGUAUCCGUGCGUCGUGGUGUCAAUAUCAUCUUCCCUGUGCUACAACAACAAAACCUACCGUGCGACAUGGCUCUUUGGACCGGGUUCCCCGCAGGCAUUGGCCUGCCCAAGGAACUAGUACCUGGACAGGACCUUGUCCGGAAGCCGCUCAAAUGCCAGGCCAGGAGCCAGGACUUUGAAAGAAAGCUAUCAUGCCGAUUCACCCUCCCAGACACUGUUCUAAGCAACGCUCCAGAGGGAGUUCAGGCAGACUCUAUCUUGUUCAAAAUGCCACAUGAGAUACUCCUCGCCGUAUUCGACAGCCUUGCCCAUGCACCAUCGCAAAUCUCGCUAGCGUUGACUUGCAAAAGGAUGGCGACUGCCGCUCGAGACGUCCAGCUGGGCCUCUCACUUACCUCUCCCAAGUACGCUGGAUUCCUGCCACGCAGUGUUUUCGACGUGCCGGAUCUGAUGACUCAACUCAAACCGUGGAUGCCAGCGAAUCUGCGCCUGUGUAACCACUGUCUGACCAAUCGGCCUCGCGCUGAGGAGUAUUGGAAUACUAUCGUUGGUUGUGAGAUCAGCACUUUCUGGGUUCAGAAGACCGGCUGGGAAUUUCACGACGCGAGCUGGCAUAAGCAAGUGCACGACAUCUGCCCGGCUUGUCAUGUCAAUUGCACCUUGAGCGACUAUGUUGACUGUGACGGCUGCAGGGCUCUGGGGAGACUGGGCGACAUCGAUUGGUCUCGAGUAUCAGACUCUUGGAGAAGGAGAACCGAGGAAGAACUUCGAGCUGGACGAUUUGCGACUUGAUCAAAUGAGAGGAGGUCGUAUUCCCAGACUUCAUCCUUCUUCCAAAUAUCGAAAGACGAGAUCGUCAGACCUGCCUCAGAAGCAUUGAGCGACUCAUCAUACUCUCCCGGAUCCCAAGGCGACCGAAGACAGUACAGCUAUCUUGUCGACCGACGAUGUUGCACCUGCUGCCCUCAACCUGUCCGUGAU